GACCGGCUGCGUGGAGAGUGGGGUGCUCGGCGGUGCCAGUGUCCGGGGCUCUGCCUGCUGGCUGGCCGAUGUGGGCUACACCUCUCCGGUCAUCAUUGCCUGGGAUCCGUCCUGAGGAGGGUAUGGUGGCCAACAUGGUGGCCAAGGACCUCAAACGGUUCAUGAACCACAGAGCCCCGGCGAACAGCCGCUAUAAACCGACCUGCUAUGAACAUGCUGCCAACUGCUACACACAUGCAUUCCUCAUUGUCCCUUCUAUCGUGGGAAGUGCUUUAUUACACCGCAUGUCAGAUGACCGAUGGGAGAAGAUAACAGCAUGCAUUUAUGGAAUGGGCCUGUGUGCACUUUUUAUAGUGUCCACUGUAUUUCACAUAGUCACCUGGAAGAAAAGUCAUCUCAGGAGUGUAGAGCAUUGUUUCCACAUGUGUGACAGAAUGGUCAUCUACUUUUUCAUUGCGGCAUCCUAUGCACCAUGGUUAAAUCUUCGAGAACUGGGACCCCUGGCCUCUCACAUGAGGUGGUUCAUUUGGCUGAUGGCUGCUGGUGGAACCAUUUAUGUGUUUCUAUACCAUGAAAGGUAUAAGAUUGUUGAAUUGCUCUUCUACCUAGCAAUGGGAUUUUCUCCAGCUUUAGUAGUGACGUCAAUGAACAAUACAGAUGGCUUACAAGAGCUUGCCUGGGGAGGACUCAUCUACUGCUUGGGUGUGGUGUUCUUCAAGAGCGACGGGAUCAUCCCUUUUGCACAUGCCAUCUGGCACCUCUUUGUGGCACUUGCAGCUGCUGUGCAUUAUUAUGCCAUUUGGAAAUACCUUUACAAAAGUCCGACCCGUAUGACAGGAUGAGGCAGAUUAAACAAAACUCUAUCAGUAUUACUUGACUUGGAAAAGAAUGUAUGAUAAGGCGAAGGAGGUAUUGUAUUCUACAAAAAAAUAAUGCACUGAAGUAUCUGGUUCUCUACAACUUACUGUGAACAAGAUGUGAAUCUUAAGAGCAGUUAAUAACGAGGCCCAUUCCUCAGCCAACAUUUUGCCCCUGGCUGACCUGGUCUAAGACUUUCCUGCUCGUCCCAGACACAAAAGUGCUCAGCAGCCAGCUCUUAGAGUCAGUCAAGCCAGGUCCUGCAACUGGCAUGUCUAAUGUUUACAACGCGGGGAAAUUAUUUUUUCUAUCAGUGGUUUGAAGAUACUUUUUAAACACAGAUGUAUUUCUUUAUAAGUCGAAUUCAAACAUUUCAAGAUUUAAAAUGCCAAUCGUUGAAGUAAAUGAGGGUAUUUUCAUUCCUCCAGUUUCUACAAGCACUUACGAAUAUAAAAAACAAACAAAAAACCUCAGUCUAUACAUUCCAAAAACUAAGAUGCUUAUGCUCGUAAAAGAUGGGAGACGGUUAUGUUUGUUAUACCUGAAGCCUGAAAUAGUAAAGAAGGAAGUGGUCUUGAUUCGGUUACUGAAUUGUGCACUUUUUGCACCCUCUACGACAUCCAUGGAAACUAGAUGGGUUCAGCAACGUGUGUCAAAGUUUGUCCAAUUUUAAUAUGGAAGAAAUUAGAACUUUGACUAAGAUGGUUCCUAAUCAAUGAUGACGUACCUGGAUAUAAAGAAAACUUAAAGGGAACCUGUCACCUAAAAAACGCCUCCCAUACCACCAGCAU
Messenger RNA from Bufo bufo (common toad), 1649 nucleotides. RefSeq names its product monocyte to macrophage differentiation associated (gene MMD). Bases 69 to 842 code for a protein of 257 amino acids. Gene Ontology annotation, cellular component: membrane. The transcript is spliced from 7 exons. Lineage: Eukaryota; Metazoa; Chordata; Amphibia; Anura; Bufonidae. Gene Ontology annotation, molecular function: pore-forming activity. The record is from RefSeq and is a predicted model, not a curated record.